Messenger RNA from Hydractinia symbiolongicarpus, 3027 nucleotides. RefSeq names its product endothelin-converting enzyme homolog. Lineage: Eukaryota; Metazoa; Cnidaria; Hydrozoa; Anthoathecata; Hydractiniidae. The coding region runs from base 158 to 2437 and encodes 759 amino acids. The transcript is spliced from 17 exons. The record is from RefSeq and is a predicted model, not a curated record. Gene Ontology annotation, biological process: protein processing. Gene Ontology annotation, cellular component: plasma membrane. Gene Ontology annotation, molecular function: metalloendopeptidase activity.
AACUUCUGUUGAUAGCUCAGGUUAAGUGAUACGAACAGAGCCGAGACAAGCCGCAAAGCGUGAAGUGUCGUUUAGCUGUAUGUUCUACAUGAAGACAAGAAAGAAAUUAGAUUUAAUUUAAUUAAGCUCCCACGCUUAUAUUACUGUUUAAUUAACCAUGACAAAACUAUCCAGAAAAUUAAUUCUACUUGCCGCAGUGCUUUUUGUUAGUAGAUGCAAUGGUAAAAGUAUCGCUGCAGAUAAUCAUGUGGAAGAAACUAAGCAAGGUACAGCGUUUACCACCAAGAUAGACACAGCUAGUAACUCAGUUGCAGAUACCAGGACUCGUGUAUCGAAUACGAAGCAUAAAAAUGUUGUAGAUUCUAAACCUAACACUCGCUCUUCUAAAACAACCAGUGAUGAAGUAUGUACUAGUGAAAAAUGCGUAGAAGUAGCAGAGAAAAUAAAAGAAGCACUGAACACUAGCGCAGAUCCGUGUGAGGAUUUUUACGCUUUUUCCUGUGGCGGCUGGAAAGAAAAACAUGAUAUACCGGCCAGUGAGAACGAAAUCACAUCGUUCACAGUUUUAACAAAAGAAAUUGAAAACGCCAUACAUGACUUACUCAAGGAAGAGCCUAAAGAAGGCGAGAGUGACGCUUUGGUAAAAGCAAGAAAAUUUUUCGCUUCUUGUAUGGAUACUGAUACUAUUGAGAAGUUAGGUGCCGAGCCUGCUUUAGAUUUUAUUAAGUAUAUAGGGGGUUGGUCGCUAUGUAAAAGAAAGGAAUGGGAGCAGGGUGAGAAAGACUGGGAUCCUUAUAAAGUAUUAAAAAAACUACAAAGAAAUUUUUAUCCAGCUCCGCCAUUUUUUACAGUAGAAGUUACAAAUGAUCAUUUAAAUUCGACAAGACAUUUGAUCAAGAUUGAUCAGUCUGGAUUAAGUUUACAGAGAGAGAUAUACACAAAACAUCCUGAGAUCGUGGAAGAUUAUGGUGAAUAUAUGAUCAAGGUUGCAAAACUGUUAGGAUAUGAUUGUCCAGAAGUUGAGAAAGAGAUGGAUGAAAUAUUAGAAUUCGAAAAAAGGCUGGCAAAGAUGACCACACCUGCUGAGGCAAAACAAGCUGGAACCUUCAGGAGAAUUAACAUUAAAAUCUUAAAAAGUGUUGUGCCACAGUUUCCGUGGUACUCACAUAUCUCUGGCAUCUUCCCUGAAUCAACUGAAAUCUCAAAGACUGAAGUUAUUCUGGCUACAUCGCCUAUGUAUUUAUACAAGGUGGCAAAUCUUAUCACGAAAACACCAAAAAGUAUGUUAUCCAAAUAUAUCGUGUGGCAAAUGAUUCGUGACAAAAUCAGUUUCUUGACGAAAGAUUUUCGAAAAGCACGCGCAGAAUUCAAUAAAAAAAUGACCGGUGUGGAGGAUACAGAUCCACGAUGGAGAACGUGCACAAGUAUCACUAAUGACAACAUGGGAGUGCCAAUCGGAACACUUUACGUAGAAAAAUAUUUCUCUGAUACGACAAAACAAAAGACGCAUGAUAUGAUUGAAGAAAUCAUCAAAUCUUUCAAAUCAAGAAUACGUGAACAUUCAUGGAUGGAUAACAAAACAAGAAAGGGUGUAGACGAGAAGGCGGACGCUUUGGUUGCUAAAGUUGGAUAUGCAUCGUAUAUCAAAAAACCUGAGGAGCUAAAUAAAAGAUUUGUAAAGUUAUCGAUUGAUGAAGACAAAUUUUUCGAAAACAAUCUAAAUGUUGAUAAAUGGAUCAGAUACAGACUUUUUAAUAAAUUGAGAAAACCUGUCGAUAAAUCAAAAUGGCCUAUGUUUCCACAAACAAUUAACGCUAUGUAUCAAUUUUACGAGAAUGAAAUAGUUAUUCCUGCUGGUAUUCUACAACCUCCGUUCUUUUAUACUGGAGAUGUUCCAAGAUCCCUCAGUUAUGGAGCCAUUGGUUCUAUUAUUGGUCACGAACUGACACAUGGCUUUGACAAUACUGGGCGUAAAUUCGAUAAAAAUGGUGACAUUGUCACUGAAUGGUGGUCCUCACAAAGUCUAAAGAAGUUUAACGACAAAGCAAGAUGCAUUGAGAAACAAUACAGUAAAUACAAAGUUCAAGAUAAAUAUCCAAUCAGUGGAAAAUUAACAUUAGGCGAAAAUAUAGCUGACAAUGGUGGCACAAAACUUUCAUAUGAUGCUUACUUAGAUUGGUUGAAAAUAAAUGGUCCAGAACCAAAGUUACCUGGUCUUUCGUAUGAUAAUAAUCAGCUAUUCUUUAUCGGUUAUGCACAGGAGUACUGCGCUAAUGUACGAAAGAAGACUGAAUAUAUUGCUACUUUAAGUGAAAUCCAUUCACCAUCCAAAUUCAGAGUUAUUGGCACAUUAUCAAAUUUCGAAAGUUUUUCAAAGGCUUUUAAAUGCAGCAAAAACAGUAGAAUGAAUGCAAAAACAAAAUGUGAAGUAUGGUAGCCAACAAACAUUAGAUUUCUAAUUUUUACUAAAUUUUAUAGUGUACAAGACUACUUGGUAGGAUAAUAACAUAUAUUCAGGAAAAGUACUAUUUCGUGUAAAACAUGUUAUCUACAUUAUUUAAGCCUUCUCAGCCACCGUUAGUUUGCACAAUUCUACUAAAUUAGAAUGACUAUACGUUUAUAUAAAAAAUAUAAAACUUCCAUGAGAACUGGUAAACCUUCUUUUCUAAGCCCUUCUUAAAUUAAUUUUGUAGAGUUUCAACUAAAAGUUUGUGUAACAUUUUAUGAACAAAUUAUUUUGCUGAUUUGUUUGAAGAUGAGGAAUUGUCCAGUUUCUUAUGUUCAUAUUGAAAGUACAUAACAGACAGGGCAAAUUUUAAAAUUGCUUUUUUUAAAAAAUCUUUUGUAAUAUUUUGAUUUUAGUAUUAUGCAUAUCAUUAUUUAGAGAGAACACAUAAGAAUUUAGCCAUUGAUAAAAAAUUAGUAUGUAUAUAAUUUUUUUACAUUCUCUUUUUCAUGACAGUUAAAAAAGUUUUUAUAGCACUGUUGUAAAUUAUUUUCUUGCUCCAAAUAAAAUUUUAAUUAUUC